AUGCGGAAUAUGCGGGAAGAGUUUUGCUCAGUCAUCGAAUAUGCAUACACAUGUGAAGAAACACAAGGUGAAGAACGGAACAGUUGUUCUGCGUGCAAGAAAAAAUUUCUCUCAAUCACAAAAUAUGACAAUCAGCUGCAUUGUAUGCGGUAA
Loa loa (African eye worm) is the source of this 153-nucleotide messenger RNA. RefSeq lists its product as hypothetical. The coding region runs from base 1 to 153 and encodes 50 amino acids. The record is from RefSeq and is a predicted model, not a curated record. NCBI's taxonomy places the organism in Eukaryota, Metazoa, Nematoda, Chromadorea, Rhabditida, Onchocercidae. The transcript has a single exon.